Messenger RNA from Thlaspi arvense, 411 nucleotides. The record is from the annotation of a GenBank genome assembly. Lineage: Eukaryota; Viridiplantae; Streptophyta; Magnoliopsida; Brassicales; Brassicaceae.
AUGAUGGACGAGCUAAUCCUCAUUUAUGAAACUUUUAUGGAUUACAACAAAUCAAAUGAAAUAGUCAAAACCCCAACUUCACAAAAAAUAUCCCAAAAAUUUUCUCUUCCCAAAUCGAAACUUUUCAAAAUGUCCGCCGCAAGAUCCUUCCUCCGCUCCGGUGCCGGCCGAGCCGCCGCUGCGUCGUUUCGAUCGAUAAAACCUAUGCCUUCUUCUGCGCGGUCUUCGUUUAAGAUGCCGAAACAGAGCCCUCUCUCUCACCGCAUUUUCAGAUCUCCGGUAGAAUUGAGCUGCUGCGUCGAGACGAUGCUUCCGUACCACACGGUCACUGCUUCUGCCUUGCUCAAUUCCAUGCUUUCAGUUUCACCGCGAUCCGUUUGGACACUCGGAGAUUGCAACGAUGAUGCAUGA